GUCAUUAACACUUUAAGCCUCUCAGGAAGGGAGAGUUCAGAGCUCCGCAGACCAAAGAAGAAUAGAAGAAGAAGAAGAAGAAGAAGAAGAAGAAGAAGAAGAAGAAGAAGAAGAAGAAGAAGAAGAAGAAGAAGAAGAAGGGAGAGAGUGAGACCUCCGUGGAUCAGAGAAGAACAGAAGAAGAGGAGGACACCGUUUCCCCUUUCUCUCUUUUUCAGGAGUUGUGAACCAGCAUGCCCAAGGCAGCAGAGAGGACUCCUUCGACCACCUCCUCCCUCUCAAUCACCUCCAAUGUCUCCACCUCCUCAGCAGAGUGUCCGGAGAGCGGCUCCCAGUCAGGCUCGUCUUCCGAGCCCCCCAAGAAGUCCAAGAAGAAGACCAAGAAGAAGACCACGGAGGCCAUGACCGUGGUGUACACGUCGGUGCUCAACAGCGUGUUCGGGGCGGAGAGAGAAUUGGCUCAGGCCGAGUUGGAUGAGUUGGCAGAUGCCUUUAAAGAGUUUGACUACGACCAAGAUGGCUACCUCAACUACAAGGACGUGGCGGAGUGCAUGAGGACCAUGGGCUACAUGCCCACCGAGAUGGAGCUGCUGGAGAUCGUCCAGCAGAUCAAGAUGAGGAUGGGGGGGCUGAUGGACUUUGAGGACUUCACCGAGCUGAUGGGUCCCAGGAUGAUGGGGGAGACUGCGGACAUGCUGGGCCUGAAGGAGCUGCAGUCCGCCUUCGUUCAGUUCGACCUGGACGGGGACGGGAAGAUCAACCAGGAGGAGAUGAAGGAGGCGGUGAAGACGCUGCUGGGGGAGAAGCUGAAGAAAGGAGAGCUGGAGGAGAUCCUGAAGGAGCUGGAUAUCAACGCCGACGGAGACAUCGACUUCGAGGAGUUUGUGAUGAUGCUGUCAAUCCGCUAGCCGCCAGGAGAUGUUUUGGAGUAAGGACAUCGGUGGUUCACUUCCUCCUCUUUAUGAUGCGUCUCACGUUCACGCAGAGUGAAUGGACGGGUGCAACACUGUUGCAAUAGUAAUGCUACUAGCGGUGUGUGGUUGCUAUGGUGUCCAUUUGUGAUAACCUAUAAUUGACCUAUGAAUAACAUUGCAUGUUUUUCCCUUGUGUCCGUGGUUGUCAUGGAGACGUAUCAAAGAAUAAGUGAACACAUAACAAUUGAGUUUAACGUUCCAGAUAAUGUACAUCACAGAUGCACUUUAUCACUAAUAUAACUAUAGAGUAUAUUUGUGAUCAGUUGAGAAGAAUGCUAUCUUAACUUAAAGCAUAGACUGCGUCAUCCUAUGGUAUAUUCCAGGAACCAUAUAAGGAAGCUGUACUUUGUCACUGAGAAAAAUAGUGCCUACAUUUGUGAGAAUAUGAACCCCUUACUGUAAUACCCAUUACAAAAAAUGUAUGCUUUGCUAUUUUAAUAAUUUGAAUUUUUGAAAAUUUGAAACUUUGAAAACAAUGUACUUUACUAUUGUUGUGCACUAAUAAAAGGUGAUAAAAAAAAGAAUCCCGCGACCACAACCAACUUAUCGUGUUAACCCAAAAAUGUUUCUCACAAGGCCUUCAGAGAGAUCGGAGGCCCACAGUCAGGAGAUUCUCAUGUGUUAUGGGCACUGGCCUUUAGACCCAGGAUAAACUUAAUGAGCUGUUUCUCUCUGUGGUUUAGUCUUACAGCCUGUACCACUCAUGGUUAACAAAUGGAAACCAUUAAAUAAUGGGCUUUUAUUCAGAGAAUAAAUGAACACAGCAAUUCAAACUCAUGUCACUAUAAUCUCAUAAUUUACUAACCAUAAUGCAGCUUAAAGCAGCUUUGUCGAGGACUGUCGUUUUAAAGAAUGACAAACAUUUGCAGUUAUCAAGCCGGGGGGGAAAUAACACAAUUAUACUCAUUUAUUCACGCAUGCUUUCGUGUGACAACACGUUUGCAAAAGGUUUAACGUGUUAAGAGUUGUAGGAACAAACCGAAUCGUCAAACGUAUUCAUAUAUUAUUAAUUUCUAAUAGUAAAACUAUCUGUAACACAAUAUAUUUACUAUUAAGUUAUAUGUGCCAAUUCUGCUUUCAAAAUUGUUCCAUAGAGCAUUCCUAAGCAUAAUUUGUGAGUCUUGAGUCUUAAGACUCCAGCUUAUACAGUAACGAAGUAAUUCACAUCAUUUGGAGAGACAGUUAAGUAAUUUGAGAGAAAUACAAAGUGGAUGCCGAAUUGGCCUUAGUGUUGAAAGAGAAAAGGAGGUAAAUAUAGUGGCAAUAUAGAUACAAAGUGUGGAAAUGGGCUUCAACACACAUUCACAGCAAAUAGGGUUUUUUUUAACCCUAACACAGCAUAUUCUUUUCAUUUUCUUUUACAAAACAAGGAGAUUUUCUUUGCACAUCCUGGUCACUUAAAAACAACUAAUAUUGAUUUUGCAAUUUACCUUGAAUUGACUGUGUAUCCAAUUGUUCAUCAUGCAUUUGCUUAACAAACUACAAUGUAUAUUAAAGGGUAAAACAUAAACUAAAUGUUAUCUCAUCUUCUAAUCUACACCAAAGCAAAACUACGGACAUAAGCUCCAAUCCGUAAAACUCCACAACUGACAUUGUGUCCAACGGCCAUUUUAAAACCCUCAACUCGUCAUUAACGUCCAUCCAACACAUUCAAACACGCGGAAAUAUCUUCUUUCUAGUUAGAUAAAUGAAUGCGUUCAUAUU
Messenger RNA from Gadus morhua (Atlantic cod), 2678 nucleotides. RefSeq names its product calcium-binding protein 2. The transcript is spliced from 8 exons. The record is from RefSeq and is a predicted model, not a curated record. Gene Ontology annotation, cellular component: cytoplasm. Gene Ontology annotation, molecular function: calcium ion binding; calcium channel regulator activity. NCBI's taxonomy places the organism in Eukaryota, Metazoa, Chordata, Actinopteri, Gadiformes, Gadidae. Bases 234 to 908 code for a protein of 224 amino acids.